AGCUGAAGUUGCCAAUAGGAGUGUGGAAAUCUCACCUUAUCUAUCCUCCUCCACAACAUAUCAUCACACUUGUCAUGCCCUAUCCAUAAACCAAAUUAAAACCACCACAACCAAAUUAUUGCAAUCCAAAAUUUGUUGCCCUUUUUCAUUCUCAUCAAAAUAUUGCAGAUGGCAGCCAUGAACUCUAGUGUGCUUGCAUGCAGCUAUGCUAUAUCAGGCAGCGGAUCAUCGGAGCUUAGCCUCAACUCUAAGCUUGUUUCAGUGCCUGCCUUGGCUGCUAAAGUGCCAGUUAUCAGGGCUCAGAAUGUCAAAGCUUCUGAAUCAAGCGAGUCCGGUAGCCAAGGAAGGAGGGCAGCACUUCUUUGCCUUGGAGCUGCUCUUUUCGCCACGGCUACUUCUGCUAAUGCUGGCCCUAUUGAGGAUGCACUUGAGAGAUCGAAAACUAACAAGGAAUUGAAUGACAAGAAGAGAUUGGCAACAAGUGGAGCAAACUUCUACAGGGCAUUCACCGUGCAAUUUGGGUCAUGCAACUUCCCUUACAACUUCACUGGCUGCCAAGAUCUUGCCAGGCAAAAGAAAGUGCCUUUCAUUACCGACGACCUGGAGCUGGAGUGCAAAGGAAAGGAUAAAUACAAGUGUGGUUCCAAUGUCUUCUGGAAAUGGUGAAGCUUGCAUUUCCCUCUAGUCUCCAUCUCCAUCAUGUAUCUAAGUUUCAAUUGACAAGUAAUAAUAUAUUCGUUCUUUGAUCUUUAGAGGUCAUUUGGCAAUUCAA
This is a messenger RNA of Daucus carota subsp. sativus, 772 nucleotides long. Its product is annotated as photosystem I reaction center subunit N, chloroplastic. The record is from RefSeq and is a predicted model, not a curated record. Gene Ontology annotation, biological process: photosynthesis. NCBI's taxonomy places the organism in Eukaryota, Viridiplantae, Streptophyta, Magnoliopsida, Apiales, Apiaceae. The transcript is spliced from 3 exons. Bases 169 to 666 code for a protein of 165 amino acids. Gene Ontology annotation, cellular component: chloroplast photosystem I.